Symbiodinium pilosum is the source of this 1200-nucleotide messenger RNA. The record is from the annotation of a GenBank genome assembly. NCBI's taxonomy places the organism in Eukaryota, Dinophyceae, Suessiales, Symbiodiniaceae.
GUCCCUGCCUCAGUUCUUGCGGCGCGAGCCCGGGGUGCGCGCGGAGAGGCCACGAGGAGGCAGCAGUUCCUCUCAGGGUUCAUCAAUGAGGAUUUGCAGAAGCUCACCCAGUGGCACGGCAUGCGACCGAUCCAUGAGCAGAAACGCUUCCUCCGUGGUCUAGAUUCGCUGUACAAGGCUUACGAUCGUGUUAGCAGCGGCCAGCCCAUUCAGGCCACAAAGACAAAAGUGCCAAGCGAGGCAGAGCUAGCAGCCGCUGCAGCAGCAGCCAAAGCAGCAGAGGAGGAGGCCAUGCAGCGUGCGGCAGAGGCUGAUCCCCUCACAGGCCCACCUCGGAGUCCUCGGGCAGCGCCCAGUGAGCCGUCAGUGGUGCCGAAUCAGCCAAUUGAGGUUUUUGAGCAAAAGAAGCGCCAAAACUUCAAGAAAAACCGGGACCCUACGGCGGACGACCCGAACACGCUCUCAAACUGGUUGGAAGGCCAGAGCUUGACCUCUCAGACUACAGCAACCACAGCAACCACAAAGCGAACCCGCUUCACAGACCUGUCCAUGACAUCCAUAGCGACGUCCAUUUGCAGUGAGCCUCCAACUACCUUCCAGGUGGACUUCCGACGACACAAAAGGGCCUUUGCCUUGAACCAGAAUGAUUGGAAGCCAGUCAAUCAGCAUGAAGCAGGCGCCUUGCGUGAUGGAUUGCCGAACAUGGGCUUACCAGACUGUGAGCGACUUCAGACCACUCACGAGGACCAGUUUGGUUCCGCCUCUGCGAAUCGAAGCCUCCACAAGAAAAUGUAUGAGAAGGUCUUGAACAGCGACCAGCACGAGUUCAUCUCAAGGUUCUUGGAGACAGCGCCUCCAGCGCAGCGAGAGCAGUUUUCUGGGAUGGUUCGGUCGCUCGAAUACCUUCGACGCGCGAAGACUAGGGAGGACACGAGCACUACAAACCUUGCUUACGACUUGCAGGAGAAUGCUCGGCUGUGGCGCCCACCGAAGCAAAGGGCAGUGUUUGAGCCCUGGGAGAUCAAUGUCUCGCGCAUUCCGCUUGGCUCCAUGCAGCAGGGGAACGGCAAGCCGCGGGUGGCCCCACCGGAGCCGGAGUUGCCGCCAGUGCCGCCAAGCCCUUCGGUGUCGGGCCUUGGCAGCCUGCCGUUGACUCGCCUACAGACGCCGCAGGUCCUCUCGGAAUGCGGCUCCGCCUGA